Molecule: messenger RNA, 1086 nt
Organism: Emys orbicularis (European pond turtle)
Lineage: Eukaryota; Metazoa; Chordata; Testudines; Emydidae
Gene: FYRD1
Product: transforming growth factor beta regulator 1
Exons: 1
Coding region: 1-1086 (361 amino acids)
Biological process (GO): regulation of cell cycle
Cellular component (GO): nucleus
Source: RefSeq, a predicted model, not a curated record
AUGAAGAAGGUGUCAAGGAAGAGCCAGAAUGAGAAGUACCGGCUGAAGUACAGCCGGCUGCGCCGGGCGGCCAAGGCCAUGGUGUUCGAGAAUGCAGCCCUGUGCGAUGAGAUUGCCCGGCUGGAGGAGAAAUUCCUGCGGGCGAGAGAGGAGCGUCGAUUCCUCUUCACCAAGCUGCUGCAGCUGCAGGCACUGUCAGCCGAGGAGGAGAGCCCGGCGGUGCCAUUGGGGGGCAUCUCAGCAGGGUACGGCGUGGCACCGACACCUGGCCCAGAUGAGCCAGCGCCUGCGGGGAAGCGGCCCAAGAAGGGCAAGGAGAAUGGGCGUGCAGCCAAGCGGCGGGCAGCACCAGACAGGGGGGUGCGGCGGCUGGUGCAGCCAGUGCCGCUGGACCCCUCGGGUCGGCCUGUUUUCCCCAUCGCGCUGGGUGGGCUGACGGUCUACAGCCUGGGUGAGAUUGUGGCCGACCGGGCAGGCUUCCACGAUGAGGGAGCCAUCUACCCAGUGGGUUUCUGCAGCACACGGGUCUACGCCAGCAUGCGGCGCCCUGACCAGCGCUGCCUCUACACCUGCCAGAUCAAAGAUGGCGGAGUGGGUCCCCGCUUUGAGAUUGUGCCUGAGGAUGAGCCGGGCAGUGCCCUGGCGGGCACCACAGCUGACACCUGCCACGCCCAGCUGCUGGCGGCCAUCAGUGCUGCCCGGGGGCGGCCCUACCCUGAGCUGGAGGCAGCCGGGGCUGAUUUCUUUGGCUUCUCGCACCCAGCCGUGCACAACCUGAUCCAGAGCUGCCCCGGGGCCCGCAAGUGUGGGGCCUACCGCUGGGUGCGCUUCGAGGUGUGUCGUCCUGGGGAUGGGCAGGUGCCCCAGGGGCUGCCCGACAACUGCGCAGCCACUGACUUCCAGUCUUUCCGCCGCCGCGCCCAAGAGGAGGAGGAGCGGGACCGCGGAGGGGGCGGAGCUGGGGGGCGUGCACUGGGGCUGACCCCUGCCCAGGCCUUCACUUCCCCCUGCUCCUAUGAGGAGGUGUUCCUGAGCCGCCCUCUCGAGUCCCCCGGCCAUGGCAGCCCCGAUGGUUCUGACGACUGA